GCGAGGGGAGGAGAGGGGAUCUGACGUCAGGUCGCGAGGUGCUUUCCAGCCGCGAGCUGUCAGGCGGGUGUCAGACCCGGCAGGUACGCGGCGCGUUCCCCCGGCGCCCCCCGCCCCGGCCGGGUCGUCCCGCACCCCACCGAGGCCGCGUGGGCCGGAAAGCCGCCAGGGAAGGCUCCUCAGAGGUCCAGCCUAGCCCCUAGGCACCAUGUCGGACAGCGAUCUAGGCGAGGAUGAAGGCCUCCUGUCACUGACUGGCAAGAGGAAGCGCAGAGGAAACCUGCCCAAGGAGUCAGUGAAGAUCCUCCGCGACUGGCUGUACCUGCACCGCUACAAUGCCUACCCCUCAGAACAGGAGAAGCUAAGUUUGUCCGGACAGACCAACCUCUCGGUACUGCAGAUAUGCAACUGGUUCAUCAAUGCGCGGCGGCGCCUUCUCCCUGACAUGCUUCGGAAGGAUGGCAAAGACCCUAAUCAGUUCACCAUCUCCCGCCGUGGGGGGAAGGCCUCAGACGUGGCUCUCCCCAGGGGCAGCAGCCCCUCCCUGCUCGCUGUGUCUGUUCCAGCUCCCACCAACAUGCUCUCCUUGUCGGUGUGCUCCGUGCCGCUCCACUCAAGCCAAGGUGAGAAGCCAGCGGCGCCCUUCUCACAGGUGGAGCUGGAAUCCCCCAAGGCCCUGGUGACCCCUGGUAGCACGCUCACCCUGCUGACGAGGGCAGAAGCUGGAAGCCCCACGGGUGGACUCUUCAAUACGCCACCACCCACACCCCCGGAGCAGGACAAGGACGACUUCAGCAGCUUCCAGUUGCUGGUGGAGGUGGCGCUGCAGAGGGCUGCUGAGAUGGAGCUUCAGAAGCAGCAGGAUCCAGCGCCACCGUUACUACACACUCCGCUGCCUCUGGUCUCAGAAAAUGCCGAGUAGGCGCCUGCUCCCAGGCGGCUUGCGGUUCAGGCCAGCUGUCCCAGGUUCCGGGUUCACUUCCCUUUCACACCGAGGGUUAUCUAUGUACGGAUCACUGCCAAGCACCAGGCUCAUCUGUCCAGAGGUCCUCAGCAGAAAGACGCCAGCUGAUGUCGCUGCACUGCACUGUUACAGGGCCUGUACUCUGCUGAGUGCUAUUCCUUCAGGCGUCCUCUCCAAGGAAAUGAGGCACCAGAGCCAGGCGUAGUGCUGCUGCUGCUGCUGCUUCUCCAGAGAGCCCUGGGGCGCCUGCACUCCAGCCCGCUUUCCUAGGCAGGCUCAGGAAAGCUGCCAAGUUCAGACGUGAGCUGGGUCCAAGCCGCCCCUAAGCUGCGCCUCUUUUGGUCGAGCCAGGUGUGCACAUUCCAACCUAUUCAAAGGACAAAGGAAACACCCAGCAGAUGUCACAGAUCCGACUCCAGUUGAAUGUUUAGAUUUUUGCUAAAUUGUUUUAUUUUCCUUUUGCUGUGGUUUGUGUUAAUGGCAGUAGGUAGCCCAGAAGCACAGGUGUGGGGAGAGAGCACCUUACGUGGUGGGUGGAGCUUGCUAAGUGGGGUAAUCUACAGCUGCACAGGAUGAUUGUAUAAGGGACCAGCAGAACUCUGCAGUAGUGCUGAGUUCAGACUAGAGUGGUUGUUAAAUUCUUGGUUUGGUUUACCCUAUUAUAAAAGACAGAAGGAACAUGUCCACAGGUGGUGGGUUAUUUGCACCAGACACAGGAGGGGAUAAAGCCACAACCACGACCAGCAAACCAGACAGCCAUUUAGACACAGCAGACACAGAUGAUAAAACCAGAGACACUUGCUUCUAUUGUAUUUUGGGGUGGUUAAGCUAGACUGAAACAGUUUUGUUUUUCUCUCUGUUCUGGGUAACUCCCCGACCCAUGCCCACCCCUCAGCACCCCCCCCCCUUUUGUAGCUUGUUUUGGAUUUAUUCUGGAGCUUGGCGGGAAUGUCAAGUGCCAGCAUCUCCUACUUGGGGAAGAGUGAGCCAUCUGCUGGUCAGGAGGCCCUUCAGACAUUCCACUGUCCACAAAGGCAGCUGACACCUUCCUGGAGGAGAGAGGCUAGUGCGGCUCCAACUGGCCCAGCGCUGUGUCUGUUUCACCUUCCUUCAAGUUGCGAUUGUGAGGGCCUGCCUGUCUACAUUUCCCGGGGAAGCAGACCACACUUGGUCUUAAUCUCUUCCCUUGUCCCUGUUUACUUUGCUUAGUUUUCAGCAGCAGUAUACCCCAUCGUUAUAUAUCCUAAGAAACACUAAUCCUAGAUUUUUAUUAACCCAAAUAUUUGUGUUCCGAAUAACCAGAAGAUGUGAGGAGCCCUGACUGUAAUUUCCUGGAGUUUACCAGGAUGCUGACUGACUUGCAGUGCCUGUCCCAGAGGAAGGCAGAAGCCCACUCUGGCCUUUCUAGGGAGCCCCUGAUGUUUACCAGGCUUCCAUACCUCUCCUGAGUGGCUUCGCCCAUCCCUUGCUGUGCCAGUGGGCGUGGCAGAUUUGCUAUUUGUAGGGACUGCUUUCCUAGACCCUGCCUGUGCCCCUGGCUUCCUGUUCUCCAGGAGAUCAGUGGGUUUGGCUGUCACCCUGAGGCACUGCUGGGAAAGAGCAUUUGUGCUCUGCCCACUUCUACCCCACUUGUCUGAGAUCCUGUGAUUGUUGCAGUAUGCUACGGCAGGGGGUGAUACGAGGAGGAGGGGUUUUUCCCCCCACAGUGCACUGAGCAGGGGAGGAGGGUGGGAGCCAUGCUGCUGACAUAUUCUGGCAUUCCCCCUCCUGGAAAAAAACAGGGCAUCUGAAGGGUAGAGCAGUCUCUGCUUAGGUUGCUUGUGAGAUAAAUCUGGAGAAGCACGGUUGUCCCAUUGAACAAUAUUUGAGCAAAAAACUACUGUAAAUAACUGGUUUUUGUCUUUUGUUAAAUAAAUUGUUUUGGUUUUUAUGUUUAAAGUCAAAA
Molecule: messenger RNA, 2909 nt
Organism: Apodemus sylvaticus (European woodmouse)
Lineage: Eukaryota; Metazoa; Chordata; Mammalia; Rodentia; Muridae
Gene: Tgif2
Product: TGFB induced factor homeobox 2
Exons: 3
Coding region: 209-922 (237 amino acids)
Biological process (GO): regulation of transcription by RNA polymerase II
Molecular function (GO): RNA polymerase II cis-regulatory region sequence-specific DNA binding; DNA-binding transcription factor activity, RNA polymerase II-specific
Source: RefSeq, a predicted model, not a curated record